AUGGCUUACCAAAUACACACGUCCACACCCUGCCGUCCUGGUAUUCCGAGUGCAUCCGAAUACAUUUUUCCUAUUUCGCCGUCGUGUCGAAACGCUUUGAUUCCUCAUUCGAUUCUGAAGAAGCCAGGACAUUCGUUAGGCAGCACUGAAAUGAUUUCGAGCCAGACUUCGGACUCAUCCACUGCCAGCACCAGUAAAAAUAGUCAGAACAGCGAUAGAGUCAAGCUGAAAAUUGCCCUGCGCCUGCUCACUACCAUGGCAGUAGCUACCGGUGUCCUGUGUGUGAUGAGUUUACAGUUCUUCCUGCAAGUCAACUGGAGCGUCCUCAUCGCGAAAUACGUUACUCUCAAGCAGUUCUAUGUUUGUGAAUUUCAUUACUUGGCCAGCGAAAUUGGUGAAACCCUGGAUGUUGCCGUGCUUAUCUGUUCGACAACCGCCUUCUUCAUCUCGCUCUUGCAGAUCUUCUUCGUGCUGAAACUCUACAAAUCGCACAAUGCAGCUACCAUGCCCCCUCAUUUCUUCGAGCUUGCACGGAUACUUAUUUGCUCAAUCGUACGAUUUUUUCAGUCCCCUCGAGUAUCUGGAUCGUACGAGUUUCAUGCGUCUGGUCAUCUAUUCAUUUUGGUUUCUCUCUGUGGUGUUCAUGAUAGCAGCAAUUCUGCUGUUGUGUGUGCUGAAUCCAGCCCGAGGAACGAUAUCGAAAGGAGUGGGACUCUCGCUUGGCGUAUCGGCAAUGCUGUGCUGCGGGGUGACUACGCUGAAGACGAUCCUUUUUUGGACGCAAUCCACAUCGUCACCUACUACCAACAAUAA
Haemonchus placei is the source of this 813-nucleotide messenger RNA. The record is from the annotation of a GenBank genome assembly. Lineage: Eukaryota; Metazoa; Nematoda; Chromadorea; Rhabditida; Trichostrongylidae.